AUGUCCCGGCCAGGCCAGGGUGUCAUGAUGCAGGUGAACGGGCUGGGCUUCCCACCGCAGAACGUGGCCCGCGUGGUGGUGUGGGAGUGGCUGAAUGAGCACAACCGCUGGCGGCCUUACACGGCCACCGUGUGCCACCACAUCGAGAACGUGCUCAAGGAAGACGCGCGGGGCUCCGUGGUCCUGGGGCAGGUGGAUGCCCAGCUGGUGCCCUACAUCAUCGACCUGCAGUCCAUGCACCAGUUUCGCCAGGACACAGGCACCAUGCGCCCCGUGCGGCGCAACUUCUACGACCCGUCGUCGGCGCCGGGCAAGGGCAUCGUGUGGGAGUGGGAGAGCGACGGCGGCGCCUGGACGGCCUACGACAUGGACAUCUGCAUCACCAUCCAGAACGCCUACGAGAAGCAGCACCCGUGGCUCGACCUCUCGUCGCUCGGCUUCUGCUACCUCAUCUACUUCAACAGCAUGUCGCAGAUGAACCGCCAGACGCGCAGGCGCCGCCGGCUGCGCCGCCGCCUGGACCUCGCCUACCCGCUCACCGUCGGCUCCAUCCCCAAGUCGCAGUCGUGGCCCGUGGGCGCCAGCUCGGGCCAGCCCUGCUCCUGCCAGCAGUGCCUGCUGGUCAACAGCACGAGCCCGAGCGCCCCCAGCGGUGCGCCCACCCCGGGCCAGAACAACCUCAACCGGCCUGGACCCCAGCGCGCUACCAGCGUGAGCGCGCGUGCCUCCAUCCCGCCAGGGGUCCCUGCGCUCCCGGUGAAGAACUUGAACGGUACCGGGCCAGUCCACCCGGCCCUGGCAGGGAUGACCGGGAUCCUGCUGUGCGCCGCCGGGCUGCCCGUGUGCUUGACCAGAGCACCCAAACCUAUCCUGCACCCGCCGCCCGUGAGCAAGAGCGACGUCAAGCCCGUGCCCGGCGUGCCUGGGGUGUGCCGCAAGACCAAGAAGAAGCACCUCAAGAAGAGUAAGAACCCUGAGGAUGUGGUUCGGAGGUACAUGCAGAAGGUGAAGAACCCGCCUGAUGAGGACUGCACCAUCUGCAUGGAGCGGCUGGUCACGGCCUCCGGCUACGAGGGCGUGCUCCGGCACAAGGGUGUUAGGCCCGAGCUCGUGGGCCGCCUGGGCCGCUGCGGCCACAUGUACCACCUGCUGUGCCUCGUGGCCAUGUACUCCAAUGGCAACAAGGAUGGCAGCUUGCAGUGCCCCACCUGUAAGGCCAUCUACGGAGAGAAGACGGGCACUCAGCCUCCUGGGAAGAUGGAGUUCCACCUUAUUCCCCACUCGCUGCCUGGCUUCGCUGACACCCAGACCAUCCGCAUUGUCUAUGACAUCCCCACAGGCAUCCAGGGCCCGGAGCACCCCAACCCAGGGAAGAAGUUCACUGCAAGAGGCUUCCCUCGGCACUGCUAUCUGCCCAACAACGAGAAGGGCAGGAAGGUGUUGAGACUGCUCAUCACGGCCUGGGAGCGGAGGCUCAUCUUCACCAUCGGCACCUCCAACACCACCGGCGAGUCGGACACCGUGGUUUGGAACGAGAUCCACCACAAGACCGAGUUUGGAUCCAACCUCACGGGCCACGGCUACCCAGACGCUAGCUAUCUAGACAACGUGCUGGCCGAGCUCACAGCCCAGGGCGUGUCCGAGGCCACGGCCAAGGCCUGAGGCCCGGGGCUGCCCACCUUCCCUCCUGCUUUGCCCCUGGUCCGGCUCAGGCCUCCCUCCACCAGGUGUGCCCUCCUGGCCCAGGUUCAGGGCUGGGGAGGAGC
This is a messenger RNA of Miniopterus natalensis, 1766 nucleotides long. Lineage: Eukaryota; Metazoa; Chordata; Mammalia; Chiroptera; Miniopteridae. The record is from RefSeq and is a predicted model, not a curated record.